UGACGCCAGUGUGCUUCCAUUUUCACCCCCUACCGAGACCAAAAAUAGGGGGAUCUACAUGCCUUCCUUGCCUCACUUUUAACCUGAGCCAGGGAGAAAGAAGACCUUCCCCUCCGGCUCCUGAAUGGUCGACAUUUUCCCCAAAAAAGGAGAGAGAAAAAGGAGGGAGGGAAGAGAUCUCCAGACCCAGUUUUCUCCUUGGCAUCCGUUCACCUGUUUCUAAGGGAUGGAGAAAAGAGAAGACAGAGAUGGUUGGAAAGGCAACUGAGAUAUAUUUUUUUCUGAGUAUAAGGUGCUGCUUCGUAAUUUUUUUUUGGUUUUACAAAACCCGAUUGGGCUGGAUCCACCUCUCCCUGAGAUAUAUAUAUAUGUUUCUGUAUAUAUGCAGAGUAUAAGGUGCUGCUUCGUAUUAUUAUUUUUUGUUUUCCCAAAACCUGAUUGGGCUGGACCCACCUCUCCCUGAGAUAUAUAUAUAUAUUUCUGUAUAUAUGCAGAGUAUAAGGUGCUGCUUCGUAUUAUUAUUUUUUGUUUUCCCAAAACCUGAUUGGGCUGGACCCAUCUCUCCCUGAGAUAUAUAUAUGUAUUUCUGUGUAUAUGCAGAGUAUAAGGUGCUGCUUCGUAUUAUUAUUUUUUGUUUUCCCAAAACCCAAUUGGGCUGGAUCCACCUCUCUCUGAGAUAUAUAUAUUUUUUUUCUCUCUGUGUGUAUGCAGAGUAAAAGGUGCUGCUUCGUAUUAUUAUUUUUUGUUUUCCCAAAACCCGAUUGGGCUGGAUCCACCUCUCUCUGAGAUAUAUAUAUAUAUUUUCUCUCUGUGUGUAUGCGGAGUAUAAGGUGCUGCUUCGUAAUUUUUUUUUGUUUUUUUUGUUUUCACAAAACCCAAUUGGGCUGGAUCCAUCUCUCCCUGGCGGUGCAUUAUCCGGGUUGCAGCACCGCGAUGUGGUCGACCUUUCCGCUCAAGGGGUUCGGCGCAUCCCAGGAAAAUAGAAUCCAGCCUGUCGAAAGAGCAGCGCUUUGAACAGCCUCGGGGAACCUAAAAAAGGACAAAAAAAAAAAACAAGGGUGGGAAGCAAGGAAGGAGAGCGAGAGAGAGAGAGAGGACGAGACAGAGAGAGAGAUCCAGCUCGGGGAAUAAACCCAGGAGAGUGUCUCCGUGUAUGGUUGGAGAGUGGGGGGGGCAAGAGCCUUCCCCCCCCUCAGGACUGCAGUUGGGCUUGAAGACCUUGUUUGUGACCGUAUCCGACCUCUGCCGAAAAUCCUGGCACCCCUUCCUCUCGUUUUUCAUCUUGGGCAAGGGGGUGGGGGGUGGCCUGGGGGGCAGUGAGACCGCGGCCGUCCAUUUCCAGUUGAUGUCCAUGAAUGCUAACACCAUGAUAUUUAUGAUCCUCGGAGCUUCUAUUGUUAUGGCAAUUGCGUGCUUGAUGGAUAUGAACGCUCUCUUGGACCGAUUUCACAAUUAUAUCUUACCGCAUUUGAGGGGCGAAGACCGGGUUUGCCACUGCAACUGUGGAAGGCACCAUGUCCAUUAUGUCAUCCCUUACGACGGGGACCAGUCGGUCGUGGAUUCCUCAGAGAACUACUUUGUGACUGACAAUGUCACCAAGCAGGAAAUUGACCUGAUGCUGGGACUCUUGCUGGGAUUCUGUAUAAGCUGGUUUCUGGUCUGGAUGGACGGGGUCCUCCAUUAUGCCGUGCGAGCGUGGCGGACAAGCCGACGGUAUGACAAUACUUGGUCUUGGCUUCCAAAAUUUUGUAACUUCAAGGAGUUCAGGAAACGUCACCACCGGCAAUAUGACGAAGCCACCGGGAACAUGGUGCACAUCAAACAGAAGCUGUACCACAACGGGCACCCGAGCCCGAGGCACCUCUGAGGCCGCCCGAGACUGAUGCGAGGCCCCCGAACUCUGUCCCGAGGGGACCUCGGCCCGUUCCCACGUCUCCGACGGAUGCUGCUUUAGGACUUCCUCUCCUUCCCCCGAGUUGUGUCCGUCCCGGCACACAGAGAAUGCACAAUUCAUCCCCGUCCCGGAUGCCCGGCACCCGCGGCGUCGCACUGUGGUUACCAUUUUCUUGGUGGACUUCUGUACAUAUGUAAAUACAAAAGAACAAAACCCAAAAAAGAACGAACGUAAGAAAACAACAACAACAACAACAACAAAAAAAGAGAGAACUCGCAUUGUACUUCCAAUCCAUCGCUUCCUCGAUGGUGUCCUGCAACGCCAGUGUACUUUUGAUUUAUUUAUUUUUUGGUUUCGGUUUAUUUGUUUGUUUGGAAAUUUGUCGUCGUCGUCCCAGGUCUUUGUAGGUGAAUUUGGCCCGAAGAUGCAGUGUUUAGCAUUCGAGAACUUUCAAAGUCCGGUCUGGUUGUGUCCCAAGAUUUCUCUGGCAGGUUUGGUUUGAGGUUCGGAACUAUUUUGGUUGUUUUGACGUUGGAUUGGUCACUUUCUUUGUUUCUUAUUGAAUUUGUUGGUUUGGAGGAAAGCGGCCGGACGUUGUGUAUCAAUCACUCCCUUGGUUCUAGUGCAGUAAACUCGAAUUCCCACCAAAGCCGAUCACUAAAAGGAUCCCACGACCCUAACUUUAUUGUUGUUGUCCUUCUCCCUGUGUUACGUGAAUUGGGGAUGAUGGGAUAGGUAAAAGGUAAAGGUUUUCCCCAACUCAGCAGUACCUAUUGAUCUACUCACACUCUGGGGGUUGAUGCUCAUCUCCAUUUCUAAACCGAAGAGCCGGCGUUGUCCGUAGACGCCUCCAAGGUCGUGUGGCCGGAAUACUAUAUAUAAAAAAAUGUGUUUCCAAGGGUUUAACUGACAAGUAUCCACAAGGUGUUGAAUAUCAUUAAACAAUAUACCGUAUUUAUUUAUUAUUUAUUUAUUAGCUACAUUUAUAUGCCACCCUUCUCACCCCGAAGGGGACUCAGAGCGGCUUACAAAUUAAAUUUACAUACAAUAUUAUAUUAGUAUAGUACAAUACUGGUAAUAAAUUACUAUAUUGUACUGUAUCAACAUAUUGUAAUAUUAUUAGUAAUAUUACAUGUAAAAUAUGAUAUAUAAUUAAUAUUAUUAUAUUGUAUUAUUAGUAUUAUAUCGUAUUACAAUAUAAUAUUAGGGUAGAGUCUCACUUAUCCAACAUAAAUGGACCGGCAGAACGUUGGAUAAGUGAAUAUGUUGGAUAAGGAGGGAUUAAAUUACCGUAUAUAUUUGAGUAUAAGCCGACCCGAAUAUAAGCCAAGGUACCUAAUUUUACCACAAAAACUGGGAAAACUUAUUGAUUCGAGUAUGAGACGAGGGUGGGAAAUGCAGCAGCUACGGGUCAAAUUCAAAAAUAAAAAUAGAUACGGUAGAGUUUCACUUAACCAAUAUAAACGGGCCGGCAGAACGUUGGAUAAGCAAAAAUGUUGGAUAAUAAGGAGGGAUUUAGGAAACGCCUACUAAACAUCAAGUUAGGUUAUGAUUUUACAAAUUAAGCACCAAAACAUCAUUUGGCAGAAAAAGUAGUUCAAUAUGCAGUAAUGUUAUGUUGUAAUUACUGUAUUUACGAAUUUAGCACCAAAAUAUCACGAUGUAUUGAAAACAAUGACUACAAAAAUGGCUUGGAUAAUCCAGAACCUUGGAUAAGCAAGUAUUGGAUAAGUGAGACUCUACUGUAUUAUCAUCACCAUAUUAUUAUUGAUAUAUUGCUAUUAUCAUUAUCAUCAUAUUAUUCUUAUUGUUACCAUAUUUCUAUUAUCAUAUUCUUAUCAUUAUCACCAUAUUAUUCUUAUUGUUAUCAUAUUCUUAUCACCAUAUUAUUAUUGUUGUCAUAUUAUCAUUAUGAUUAUCAUCAUCACCAUAUUUUUCUUAUUGUUAUAUUCUUAUCAUCACCACCAUCAUCUUAUUACUAUUGAAAACAUUGACUACAAAAUGCCUUGGAUAAUCCAGAACCUUGGAUAAGUGAGACUCCACUGUAUUAUCAUCACCACAUUAUUCUUAUUGUUAUCAUUUCUAUUAUCAUCAUGUUAUUAUUAUUGUUAUUAUUAUAUUAUCAUUAUUAUCAUCAUCACCGUAUUAUUAUUGUUAUCAUAUUCUUAUCACCAUCAUAUUAUUAUUAUUAUCAUCUCAUAUUAACAUUAUUAUCACUAUUGUGAUCACCAUAUUAUUAUUAUUGUCAUAUUAUCAUGAUUAUUAUCAUCAUCGCCAUACUUUUCUUAUUGUUAUAUUCUUAUCAUCAUCAUCUUAUUACUAUUAUUAUUACUAUUAUCAUAACCACCAUGUUAUUAUAUUACUAUCAUAUUAUUAUUGUUGUUAUCACUAUGAUCAUAAUCACCAUAUCAUCACCAUCAUAUUACUAUUGAUAACAUUGACUACAAAAAUUCCUUGGAUAAUCCAGAACCUUGGAUAAGCGAGUCUUGGAUAAGUGAGACUCUACUGUAUUAUGAUCACCAUAUUAUUAUUGUUAUAUUCCUAUUAUCAUUAUGAUUAUCAUCACCAUAUUAUUCUUAUUGUUAUCAUAUUCUUAUCACCAUCAUAUUAUUAUUAUCAUUCUCAUAUUCUUAUUAUCACUAUUAUGAUCACCAUAUUAUUAUUGUUGUCAUUAUAUUAUCAUUAUGAUUAUCAUCACCAUAUUAUUAUCAUAUUCUUAUCACUAUCAUAUUAUUAUGAUCAUCAUCCUCAUAUUAUUAUUAGAACUAUUACGAUCACAUUAUUAUUGUUGUCAUUAUCAUUAUGAUUAUUAUCAUCGCCAUAUUUUUCUUACUGUUAUUAUCAUCAUCAUCACUACAUUAUUCUUAUUGUUAUCAUAUUCUUAUCACCAUCAUAUUAUUAUUGUUAUUAUCAUAUUCAUAUGAUUAUUAUCACCGUAUUAUUAUGAUAGUCUUAUCACCAUCAUAUUAUUAUCACUAUUAUGAUCACCAUAUUAUUAUCAUUAUGAUUAUUAUCAUCAUCACCAUAUUAUCAUAUUCUUAUCACCAUAUUACUAUCAUCAUCACCAUAUUAUUAUCACUAUUAUGAUCACCAUAUUAUUAUCAUUAUGAUUAUUAUCAUCAUCACCAUAUUAUCAUAUUCUUAUCACCAUAUUACUAUCAUCAUCACCAUAUUAUUAUCACUAUUAUGAUCACCAUAUUAUUAUUGUUAUUAUAUUAUCGUUAUGAUUAUUAUCGCCAUAUUUUUCUUAUUGUUAUAUUCUUAUCAUCACCAUCACCAUCUUAUUACUAUUGAAAACAUUGACUACAAAAUACCUUGGAUAAUCCAGAACCUUGGAUAAGCGAGUCUUGGAUAAGUGAGACUCUAUUUUAUGUAAAUGCAACACUUUGAUUGUAAUUUCUAACUGCUUAUCUGGAAUUUACAUGCAUUUAUUGCACAUAAUACAUUGCUUAAUGAUAUUCAGUGCCUUGCUAUUAUUCCAACAGUGGAUACUUCUCAGUUCAGUGGAUACUUCUCAGUUCAGUGGAUACUUGUCAGUUGUUUUCAGUGGUUUUCAACCUGGUGUUUCGGCCAAGGUUCCUCCCAUUGAACUCCAAAGACCCAAAUCCCAGGAAGGCCCAUUUCCACGGCUCAAAAAUGACCUAUUUUCAGACUACAACUCCCAGAAUCCCUUGCCUUCGCAUGACCACUAGCUGGGGAUUCUGGAAGCAGUCAUCCCCUUGAAAAAUGACAUUUUAAUGCUUUCUUUGGAGUUUGCCUGGGAUGGGACUGCAUGGCAGAAUUAUAUCUCCCGUUCCCAACAAUCUCCCAACAAUGUCAAAAUAGUACUUUUUAUUUUGUCGGCGAGAUUAUAUUUCCAGACUUUCCCAAUUUCGUUCCGCGUUACAAAACAGAAUGGGGGUAAAAAAAAGGAAGCGGGGAGGGAAUUGGAUAGGAAAAUAAUAUUGACGAUAUCUGUGAUUUGCUCUUAUUGUUUAAUUGUGUGAUUAAAAGGAGAAGGGAAAAAAACAAAACAUGAGAAAUCUACCACCAAAACGAACCUCACUAAUCUUGUUUUUAUUUGAUUUGCAAGCUCUCAACCAAGAUCAUUUCCAUUAAAGGCUGUUUGUGGUA
Messenger RNA from Anolis carolinensis (green anole), 6007 nucleotides. It is a transcript of the gene tmem240, whose product is annotated as transmembrane protein 240. The transcript is spliced from 4 exons. Lineage: Eukaryota; Metazoa; Chordata; Lepidosauria; Squamata; Anolidae. The coding region runs from base 1154 to 1867 and encodes 237 amino acids. Gene Ontology annotation, cellular component: synaptic membrane. The record is from RefSeq and is a predicted model, not a curated record.